This is a messenger RNA of Sinocyclocheilus grahami, 6496 nucleotides long. RefSeq names its product triple functional domain protein-like. Gene Ontology annotation, molecular function: guanyl-nucleotide exchange factor activity; protein binding. The coding region runs from base 171 to 6422 and encodes 2083 amino acids. Lineage: Eukaryota; Metazoa; Chordata; Actinopteri; Cypriniformes; Cyprinidae. Gene Ontology annotation, cellular component: cytoplasm; extrinsic component of membrane. Gene Ontology annotation, biological process: axon guidance. The transcript has 46 exons. The record is from RefSeq and is a predicted model, not a curated record.
UUACAGAAGUUCUCACUAAUUCGUCUCAGUGUUUCUCAUAGUGGGUGGAAGAUUUGCAUGUUGCUAGGAAACCAGCAGCUAUUCUUUACUCCUGAGAAAUGGGUCAUUUUUAUGAUUUUCUAUUUUUAUCCAUUUCAGCUAUAUGAACACAACAAUGCCCAUGCUGAAACAUGCUCCCAACGGGAUGUCUUACAUUACAAGCACACACAUACAUGCACUUAACCUGCUUCCAGUCAAAUGUGUGCCUGACGUGUGUGAUUGCUGUCUCUUUGCAGAUGUUUGACUGGAUCAUGCACAACAAAGGGCUGUUUCUGGCUGGAUACACUGAGAUCGGCAACAACCACCCCCACGCCAUGGAGCUGCAGACCCAGCACAACCACUUUGCCAUGAACUGCAUGAAUGUUUAUGUAAACAUAAACCGCAUCAUGUCGGUGGGGAACCGUCUGCUGGAGGCGGGCCACUAUGCGUCCCAGCAGAUCAAACAGAUCUCAGGUCAGCUGGAGCAGGAGUGGAAAGCCUUUGCUGCUGCGCUGGACGAGAGGAGCGCCCUGCUGGAGAUGUCUGCUACUUUCCACCAGAAAUGCGACCAGUAUAUGAGUAAUGUGGACUCAUGGUGUAAAGCAUGUGGGGAGGUGGAUCUGCCCUCUGAGCUACAGGACCUGGAGGACGCCAUCCACCAUCACCAAGGCCUGUAUGAGCAAAUCACCGCUGCCUACUCUGAGGUGAGCCAAGACGGAAAAGUCUUAUUGGACAAACUUCAGCGCCCCUUGACCCCUGGCAGCGCUGAUUCGCUGACGGCUUCUGCCAAUUACUCCAAGGCGGUGCACCAUGUUUUGGACAUUAUCCAUGAGGUUCUGCAUCACCAGAGGCAGCUGGAGAACAUCUGGCAGCACCGUAAGGUCCGGCUGCACCAACGUCUGCAGCUGUGUGUAUUCCAACAAGACGUUCAGCAGGUUCUUGACUGGAUUGAGAACCACGGUGAGGCGUUUCUCAGCAAACACACAGGAGUGGGGAAAUCUCUGCAUCGCGCUCGAGCCCUGCAGAAACGUCAUGAAGACUUUGAGGAAGUUGCUCAGAAUACAUACACAAAUGCUGAUAAGCUGCUUGAAGCUGCGGAGCAGUUGGCCCAGACAGGUGAGUGUGACCCAGAGGAGAUCUAUCAGGCCGCCCAUCAGCUGGAGGACCGGAUCCAGGACUUUGUAAGGCGUGUGGAGCAGCGAAAAGUCUUGCUAGACAUGUCAGUGGCUUUCCACACUCAUGUUAAGGAGCUGUGGACGUGGCUGGAGGAGUUGCAGAAGGAAUUGUUGGACGAUGUGUAUGCCGAGUCGGUGGAGGCCGUUCAGGACCUGAUCAAGCGUUUCGGGCAGCAGCAGCAGACCACACUGCAGUUCACUGUAAAUGUCAUUAAAGAGGGAGAGGAUCUCAUUCAACAACUCAGAGACUCGGCCAUCUCCAGCAAUAAGACCCCUCACAACAGCUCAAUCAACCACAUCGAGAGCGUCCUGCAGCAGCUGGAUGAGGCUCAGGCUCAGAUGGAGGAGCUCUUCCAGGAGAGGAAGAUCAAACUGGAGCUUUUCCUUCAGCUCAGGAUCUUUGAGAGGGAUGCCAUUGAUAUUAUCUCAGAUCUCGACUCAUGGAACGAGGAGCUGUCACAGCAGAUGAAUGACUUUGACACAGAAGACCUGACGCUGGCCGAACAGAGACUGCAGCACCACGCUGAUAAAGCCCUGACCAUGAACAACCUCGCCUUCCAUGUCAUCCACCAGGGCCAGGAACUGCUGCAGUACGUCAACGAGGUGCAGGCGUCUGGUGUCGAGUUGCUGUGUGACCGUGAUGUGGACAUGGCCACCCGUGUACAUGAUCUGCUGGAGUUUCUACAUGAGAAGCAACAAGAGCUGGACGUGGCCGCAGAGCAGCACCGCAGACACCUGGAGCAGUGUGUGCAACUGCGCCACCUACAGGCAGAAGUCAAACAGGUUCUGGGUUGGAUCCGUAAUGGCGAGUCAAUGCUGAAUGCAGGUCUGAUUACGGCCAGUUCACUUCAAGAAGCUGAGCAGUUGCAGAGAGAGCACGAGCAGUUCCAGCAUGCUAUCGAGAAAACCCAUCAAAGCGCCCUACAGGUCCAGCAGAAAGCCGAGGCCCUGCUGCAGGCUAAUCACUACGACAUGGACAUGAUCCGAGACUGCGCCGAGAACGUGGCCUCCCACUGGCAGCAGCUCAUGCUGAAGAUGGAAGACCGGCUCAAGCUGGUCAACGCAUCUGUGGCCUUCUACAAGACCUCCGAACAGGUGUGCAGUGUUUUGGAGAGUCUGGAGCAAGAGUACAAGCGUGAGGAGGACUGGUGCGGUGGAGCGGACAAACUUGGGCCCAACUGUGAAACUGACCAUGUCACCCCCAUGAUCAGCAAGCAUCUGGAGCAGAAAGAGGCCUUCCUCAAGGCAUGCACCUUGGCUAGACGGAAUGCCGACGUGUUCCUAAAAUACAUGCACAGAAACAGUGUCAGCAUGCCGGGGAUGCUGAGUCACGUCAAAGCACCAGAGCAGCAGGUCAAAAAUAUCCUGAAUGAAUUGCUGCAAAGGGAGAAUCGGGUCCUGCACUUCUGGACCUUGAGGAAGAGAAGGCUGGACCAGUGUCAGCAGUAUGUGGUGUUUGAACGCAGUGCCAAACAGGCUCUGGAGUGGAUCCAUGACACCGGUGAGUUCUAUCUGUCCACACACAUCUCCACUGGCUCCAGCAUCCACCACACACAGGAGCUUCUGAAGGAGCACGAAGACUUCCACAUCACAGCCAAGCAAACUAAAGAGCGGGUGAAGCUGCUGAUACAGUUAGCGGAUGGUUUCUGUGAUAAGGGUCACUCCCAUGCCGCUGAGAUUAAGAAAUGGGUCACGGCCGUGGACAAACGCUAUCGAGACUUCUCCCUUCGCAUGGACAAGUAUCGCACGUCUCUAGAGAAAGCCCUCGGCAUCUCCACAGACUCAAACAAAGCAAGUAAAGACCUGCAGUUGGACAUCAUCCCAGCCAGUGCUCCAGGGUCAGAGGUCAAGCUCAGAGAUGCUGCCCAUGAGCUUAACGAAGAGAAGCGCAAGUCUGCCCGCAGGAAGGACUUCAUCAUGGCUGAGCUGAUCCAGACAGAAAAAACUUAUGUACGAGACUUGAGAGAGUGCAUGGAUACAUAUCUGUGGGAGAUGACCAGUGGCGUGGAGGAAAUCCCACCAGGGAUAGUUAAUAAAGAGCAUAUCAUUUUUGGUAACAUGCAGGACCUCUACGAGUUCCAUCACAAUAUAUUCCUCAAAGAGCUGGAGAAGUAUGAGCAGCUUCCUGAAGAUGUGGGCCACUGUUUUGUGACUUGGGCCGAUAAGUUCCAGAUGUAUGUGAACUACUGCAAGAACAAACCAGACUCCACUCAACUUAUUCUUGAGCAUGCUGGAGGAUAUUUUGACGAAAUCCAACAGAGGCAUCGCCUGGCCAACUCCAUCUCAUCAUAUCUCAUCAAACCUGUUCAGAGGAUAACCAAGUACCAGCUGCUCCUCAAGGAGCUCCUGACUUGUUGCGAGGAAGGCAAAGGUGAAAUCAAAGAUGGCCUGGAGGUUAUGCUCAGUGUUCCCAAGAGAGCCAACGACGCCAUGCACUUGAGCAUGCUGGAAGGAUUUGACGAGAACAUUGAGUCCCAGGGAGAACUGAUCCUUCAGGAGGCGUUCCAGGUGUGGGAUCCCAAGACCCUGAUCCGUAAAGGACGGGAACGUCACCUGUUCCUCUUUGAGAUGUCACUGAUCUUCAGCAAGGAGGUUAAAGAUUCCAAUGGCAGGAGCAAGUACAUCUACAAGAGCAAGCUUUUUACAUCUGAACUGGGUGUUACUGAGCAUGUGGAAGGUGAUCCAUGUAAAUUUGCCCUCUGGGUUGGCCGGACCCCAACUUCAGACAACAAGAUUGUCCUCAAGCUAAGUCAGGGAUGCAAACAUGGAUCCAUGGCGUCCAGUAUUGAGAACAAACAGGACUGGAUAAAGCACAUCCGUGAAGUGAUUCAGGAGCGCACUGUGCAUCUGAAGGGGGCUCUGAAGGAGCCCAUUCACAUCCCCAAACAUUCCACAGCCAAACACAAGGGUCGCAGAUACACCCCCAGGGAUGGAGAGGAUCUGGACAGUCAGGGUGACGGCAGCAGUCAGCCGGACACCAUCUCACUUGCCUCCAGGACCUCACAGAACACACUGGACAGCGACAAGUUGUCAGGUGGUUGUGAGCUCACAGUGGUCAUCCAUGACUUCAUGGCCGGUAACAGUAAUGAACUGACAGUGCGAAGGGGACAGACGGUGGAGGUACUAGAGAGGCUCCACGAUAAGCCAGACUGGUGCUUGGUGCGGACCACUGACCGUUCCCCUGCCCUGGAGGGCCUGGUGCCCUGCGCCAUGCUCUGCAUUGCCCACUCCCGCAGCAGCAUGGAAAUGGAGGGCAUCUUUAACCACAAAGACGCGCAUUCUGUGUGCAGUAACGAUGCCAUCGUGCCAGGCUCCUCUGCCACCCUACAACCAGGUCAUGUGAUGGGCUCCCAGAGUUCCCCUGGGCCCAAACGCACUGGCAAUACAUUAAGGAAAUGGCUGACCAGCCCUGUGAGGCGACUCAGCAGUGGUAAAGCCGACGGCCACGUGAAAAAGCUUGCGCACAAACACAAGAAGAGCCGUGACGUCAGAAAGAGCGCCGACGCAGGCUCACAGAAAGACUCGGACGAAAGCGCAGCCACACCACAGGAUGAGACUCUGGAAGAGAGGGUGCGUAACGAGGGUCUAAGCAGCGGGACCCUCUCCAAAUCAUCAUCAUCAGGUAUGCAGAGCUGUGGAGAGGAAGAGGGAGAGGAAGGAGCUGAUACUGUGCCUCUUCCUCCACCCAUGGCCAUCCAGCAGCACAGCCUCCUCCAGCCGGACGCACAGGAUGACAAGCUAAGCAGACCUGAGGCCACACCCAGACACAAAUGGGAAAGUCUGGAAGGCACAGCAAGGACCUCUUCCCGUCUCUCUGUCCGACCCUCCAGUUCUGAAACGCCUAGCGCUGCAGAGCUAGUCAGUGCCAUUGAGGAGCUGGUCAAAAGCAAGAUGGCUUUGGAGGACAGACCCAGCUCUUUGUCUGUGGAGCAAGGGGACAGCAGCAGCCCCUCUUUCAACCCAUCUGAUAACUCCCUUCUCUCCUCCUCCUCUCCGAUCGAUGAGAUAGAGGAACGCAAGACCGGCUUUCUCAAGAGACGGCAUUACGUUCUGCUGGAACUGAUCGAGACAGAGAGGGACUAUGUGAGAGAUCUCAGUUUGGUCGUGGAGGGCUACAUGACCAGGAUGAGGGAAGAUGGAGUUCCAGAUGAUAUGAAAGGAAAAGACAAAAUAGUUUUUGGAAACAUUCAGCAGAUAUAUGACUGGCACAAAGAUUUCUUCCUGGGAGAGCUUGAAAAGUGCCCUGAGGUUCCUGACCGGCUAGGCCCUCUCUUCGUCAAACAUGAGCGAAGACUGCACAUGUACAUUGUUUACUGCCAGAACAAACCUAAAUCUGAGCACAUUGUCUCAGAGUAUAUCGACACCUAUUUUGAGGAUCUGAAGCAGCAUCUGGGUCACAGGCUUCAGAUCACUGAUCUGCUCAUUAAACCUGUGCAGAGAAUCAUGAAGUACCAACUGCUGCUUAAGGAGUUCCUUAAAUUUUCCAAAAAAAUCGGAAUUGAUUCAGUAGAAUUGGAGAGAGCGGUUGAGGUCAUGUGCAUUGUACCAAAAAGAUGCAAUGACAUGAUGAAUGUUGGUCGACUCCAGGGAUUUGAUGGAAAGAUCAUUGCUCAGGGGCGUCUCCUCCUGCAAGACACCUUCAUGGUGGCUGAACCGGAUGGAGGCCUGCUGAACAGAAUGAAGGAGAGAAGAGUCUUCCUCUUUGAACAGAUUGUCAUCUUCAGUGAACCUUUAGAUAAAAAGAGGGGCUUCUCGAUGCCUGGCUACCUGUACAAAUACAGCAUCAAGGUGAGCUGUCUGGGGAUUGAGGAAUGUGUGGAUGGAGACCCAUGUAAAUUCGCACUGACCUCCAGAACGUCUAAUGGCAGCAAAGAUGCCUUUAUUCUGCACUCAAGCCAUCCUGGAGUACGACAAGUCUGGAUGCUGCAGAUCAGCCAAAUCCUGGAGAGUCAACGCAAUUUCCUCAAUGCACUUACAUCUCCCAUAGACUACCAGAGGAACCAUGUCGAGGGGCCUGGUAUCUCAGGCAGCAGCAUACAGGCUGGAAGUAGCGGGGGUCAGGUUAUGGCCCCCGGAGGAGGUGGAGGGGCCCCGGCUGGGUCGGGCUCCCGCUCCCGUCCCUCCCGCAUCCCCCAACCCUCGCGCUUGCCUCAGCCACUCCGUCAUCACUCUCCUGCCCUGGGGCCCGGAGCCCACGAGCCUGACGGCCUCGACAAAAUAUCAGAGUGAAAGCAGCAGCAGCAGUAAUAUAUCCACCAUGUUGGUGACUCAGGACUAUGUGGCUCUGAAAGAGGAUGAGAUAA